Emiliania huxleyi CCMP1516 is the source of this 660-nucleotide messenger RNA. RefSeq lists its product as hypothetical. The coding region runs from base 1 to 660 and encodes 219 amino acids. NCBI's taxonomy places the organism in Eukaryota, Haptophyta, Isochrysidales, Noelaerhabdaceae. The record is from RefSeq and is a predicted model, not a curated record. The transcript has 5 exons.
AUGGAGGAAGCCGCCGCUGCUCUCGCCAGCGUGCUGCCGACGUCCGAGGCGCACCUGCACAGCCUCCUCUGUUCGCAGGACAAGUUCUUCGCCGCGGUGAGGUGCCGGCUGAUUGGCUUGCUGCCAGCGGAGGUGGUCUCCGCAGAGAUGGCCUCGCCAGAGCCAUCCCACAUCGCCGCUCGCGCGGCAGCCAUCACCACGCUGGUCUCUCUGGUGCACGCGCAUCGCAUUCUGGCGCAGACGGAUGGCGGCGCCACCGCUUCGCCGGCCACCUCGGAAGCCGCACUGCUGGUCGAGUUGCCGCUGGACGAGCGGUCGGCGCUGCUCAGCUGUGCCGCUGCGUUGGGCCUGUCCAGCCCAGGCAGCCACGAGACGGUGGGUGCAGUGCUCGCGCGUCUGCGGUCGGCCGCCGACACCCUCGCCGAUGACGGCUGCUCUGCGGCGGACACUGCGACUGCCACGCACAGCGGCGCGCUCCUCUCUCUCGGGGCCGGCGGCGCAGAGGCUGAGGCAGUGGCGGCGCUCGGCGCCUUGAACGACGGUCUGCGGUCCGAGUACGCGACGCGCCGGCAGAUGCUGCUCGAGCGGCUCCACGUCAACUCCAGCUUGCAGUCCGACGAGAGCCUAGAGGGGAAAGACGCGGUCUCGUACUCCGACUAG